UGUUAAUGUUAUUAAGUGUAUUAAAUUCAAACUUUAAAUUAAACGAUUGUGACUUUAAUUUUUAUUGUUGUUAAUAUGAUAUAUUUUUGAAAUUUUUAUGUUUUUAACUAUUCAAUAUUCUUAUUAAUUAAUUUUAUUAUAAUCAAAUUUUAUUAAUAAUUUUUAAAUACUAAAUUAUAUUAAAUUCAGUCACAAAAUGAGUAACCACUCGGAGACGGAAGUUAUUAAAUUAAACUAUAAGUUAAUUAAAUUAAUGAAAUCGCCGUCAAUUGGCCGCAAACGAGUGCCGGGUAUUGUCCUACUAUUACUUUCCAAACUGCGUUGGCAACCGAUGACAUUGGAUCUGUUAAUGAAGACAAAAGUAGGCGUUACUGUCAAUGAAGUACUUAAGCUAAAUCUGGCAAAAGAUGUUACGGCGUUUGCCGCCAAAAUUAUCAGUGAGUGGUCACAGCUAUUACCGAAACGGAUCGGUACAAUAAAACCAAAGGAACUAAUAGGUCAACCGCUCAAAUCGGUUGACAACUUGUCCACUAAUAAUAGUAACACAAACACCAUCAAUAAGAUGUCAAAUGAAAAAAUGGUUAAAUUGUCUGCCGAUGUGACCGAUAAUAAGGAAAAUAAAGAAAACAAAAGAUUAACUUUAAAACCAAAAUUGAAAAAAUCUGUUAAACUGAUGACCAGUACACCGAAAUCAGAUGCUGUUAUCAGUGGACAUGAAUUAUAUGAAAGUAUUAUAAAUAAGAAGAAAGAACGAAAUGGUAAGCAACUGUCUGGCAAAGGUGUUGGUGCUCCGUCUCCAUGGGCUAUGACUACUAAGACCAAGACUGAUGCCAAAGUCAGACACAAACGGUUCCAGAAAUGCUAAAGAUAUUACGGUUACGCACUAUUGAAAGUCAAAGUCAACAACAAUCGCCGUCCACUUCCAGUC
Molecule: messenger RNA, 928 nt
Organism: Oppia nitens
Lineage: Eukaryota; Metazoa; Arthropoda; Arachnida; Sarcoptiformes; Oppiidae
Product: transcription elongation factor A protein 1-like
Exons: 2
Coding region: 197-865 (222 amino acids)
Source: RefSeq, a predicted model, not a curated record